GGGGGGGGGGGGGGAGCCUUAUCAAAUGCAUGGCGGUGCAUUUGCUGGACGCACCUCCAGCAGCUCAGUCGACAGAUCCUGUCGCCCCUGUUCGGUUCGAUCUGAGCACAAUCUGCACACCAGUUCAAAAUGAGUCUACAGAAGAAACCCGUUCGUCUCAUCGCGGCAGCAUGCAAUGAUUUGGGAAUCGGAAAGAAUGGAAAGCUGCCUUGGAGUUUACCGAACGAGUUCAAGUACUAUUUGAACAACCUCAGUCGAGUCUCACGUCCAGGAAUGUUCAAUUUGGUGGUGUGGGGAAGACUGAACUGGUUCUCACAAGAGGAAUUUCUCAAAGAGAAUGUUAUACAUGUGGUUUUGAGUAAAACCUUAGGCGUUGUUCCAGAUAACGCACAGUACCUACGAGAGGACCUCGAGGGGGCUAUUCGUCUGGCCGCCUCCCCUCCCCUCAGUGACAUCAUAGAAACCAUCUGGGUCGUCGGCGGCACCGGGGUCUACAAGGAGAGCCUGAUGCACCCAUGGUGUGACCUGAUAUACCUCACGGAUGUCAUGGCCAACAUUGACUGUGAUGUUUUCUUCCCCAAUUUUGACAGACAGAUAUUUAAAAAGCAAGACAGAUUUCCUGGCGUGCCGAGUGAAAUCCAAGAAGAGAAUGGGGUCAAAUACAAGUAUGAAGUUUAUAAGAAAGACAUUCACCAUCAAGAUAAGCUGAUGUAAAAUAAUAUUUAUUCUGCUAUUUCAAGUGCCUCAAAUCAGAAAAUAAUAAAACAUGUCAGGGGAUUUCAGUCA
Gadus morhua (Atlantic cod) is the source of this 786-nucleotide messenger RNA. Its product is annotated as dihydrofolate reductase. Gene Ontology annotation, cellular component: mitochondrion. The record is from RefSeq and is a predicted model, not a curated record. Gene Ontology annotation, biological process: dihydrofolate metabolic process; folic acid metabolic process; tetrahydrofolate biosynthetic process. NCBI's taxonomy places the organism in Eukaryota, Metazoa, Chordata, Actinopteri, Gadiformes, Gadidae. Gene Ontology annotation, molecular function: NADP binding; dihydrofolate reductase activity. Bases 130 to 714 code for a protein of 194 amino acids. The transcript is spliced from 6 exons.